UAAAAACUGAGCAGUACAACCUCCAUGAAGGGAAGAUGAGGAAAGGUCUAUCACAGGAACACAUUGGACGCUUUACAGUCGAAGGUGAGCUCCACGGAGAGAAGAUGUCGGGUCAGACUCUGACGGACCGCAUCGCCGCGGCGCAGUACAGCCUGACGGGGUCCGAUGUGUCCCGAGCUGUGUGCAAAGCCACCACACAUGAGCAGACGGCUCCAAAGAAAAAGCACAUGGAAUUCCUGAUCCAGGCCACCCAGGAGACCAAUGUGAACGUCCCCCAGAUGGCCGACACGCUGAUGGAGAGGGCCGGCAAUGCCAGUUGGGUGGUGGUUUUCAAAGCACUGAUCACCACACACCACCUCAUGGUGCAUGGCAAUGAGAGAUUCCUGCAGUUCCUGGCAUCUCGAAACACUCUGUUCAACCUCAGCAACUUCCUGGACAAAACUGGCUCCCAUGGCUAUGAUAUGUCCACGUUCAUCAGACGCUACAGCCGCUAUCUGAACGAGAAGGCCUUUGCCUACAGACAGAUGUCUUUUGACUUUGGCCGAGUCAAGAAAGGAGCUGAUGGAGCGAUGAGGACCAUGACAGUAGAGAAGCUGUUGAAAGGAAUGCCAACCCUUCAGAGCCAGAUCGACGCGCUGCUGGAUUUUGAAGUUAAUCCACAAGAGUUAAACAACGGAGUGAUAAAUGCCUGCUUUCUCCUGCUCUUCAAAGAUCUCAUCAAGUUGUACGCCUGCUACAAUGAUGGCAUCAUUAACCUCCUAGAAAAAUUCUUUGCGAUGAAGAGAAGCCAGUGUAAAGACGGGCUGGAGAUCUACAAAAGAUUCCUGACACGAAUGACCCGGGUUUCAGAAUUCUUCAAAAUUGCUGAGCAAGUGGGAAUAGACAAAAAUGACAUACCUGAACUCACUCAGGCACCAGAGAGCCUGCUGGAGUCCCUGGAGACCCAUCUGAACACGCUGGAGGGGAAGAAGCCAGAGGAUAAGUCUCCAACUAAGCAGGAUGUGACAGCCAACAACAGCACGCCGGCUGCUAGUGCUGCGCCGGCAAAACCACCCCCUCCUGGUGCCGCCGGCGGGCCCCCUGCACGCCCUGGGCCUCCUGCCAAACCUCCCCCACCCUCUGUCACCCCCACUGCACCGAGCCGCGGCACUGCCAUCGCUGCGAGCAAUGCCCUCGAUGAUGGCUUCUUGUUGGACUUAGACCCCAUGUCCUCCUCAUCAGCAGGAGCCGCUCUCACGACUUCUGGAUGGGGAGAUCUCUUGGCUGAGGGAGACGGUCCUGCUGCCGUGGCCGCGGGUCCCGUUGCUGAUGCAUUUGGUGGAUCUGACCCUUUUGCUACGACGGAGGGGAGUGGGGACAUUGCUCCUGAGAUGGACCUGUUCGCUAUGAAGCCCACCAGCACAGGGGCCACCGCUGUCACCCCUCCCCCCUCUAGUGAGGCGCCGACCAUCAUCGCCCCCAUCGCUCCCCCCGCUGACCCCACCCCUUCUUCCACCACCACCACCACAACCACAACUGACACCACCACCACAGAGUCUGCAGCCGCCCCGACUCUAGAUCUCUUUGGUGAUAUGCUUGAUAAGCCUGAGCAAAGCCCUACCACAGAAUCCAAAGCUGCUACCACUCCUAGCGUAGACCUUUUUGGUUCAGACUCAUUUACAUCUCCAGCUCCUGCAGCUCCUGCUGCUCCUGCACCAGUCGCUGCCCCUGCUGCAGCUCCUGUCCCAGAGGCCUCCUCCCCACCCAAAGUAGAGCCGGCACCUGUCAUCGACCUGCUGGAUUCUUUUAGCGAUCCUGCAGAGGAGAUACAGACCUCUGCUCCUGGAGGACCUGGAGACGACCUGCUUGGAGGCCUGAUGUCCCCCACCCUGGCUCCCACCGCUGCUCCAGCUCUGGCUCCCGCCUUUGCUCUAGCUCCGGUGCAAAAUGACCUGCUUGAGUCAGGAUUUGAUGCUCUGGGCUCCCUCCCCUCCCCAACUCCUCCGGUACCAGCAGCAGCACCAGAACCUGCAACCACCACACCAGCGCCCUCUGGUGGAUUUGAUGCUUCAAUGUUGGGUGGAUUAGGUGAUCUGCUGAUGCCAGCCGUAACACCCCAGAGCACCGGGGGAAGCACUGCUGGCAGCACAGCCGGAAGCAUGGGAACUCCUGUUGCAGCAGGAGGCAUGUCAGCCAUUCCUCCCGCCACACCACCCCCCACCAAAACCAUUGGAGGAGACCUUGACUCUUCUCUGGCCAACCUGAUAGGAGACCUUGGAGUGAAAAAAAAGGACCCGAUGAGUGAGAAGAAGCUCACAGGAGGUGCAAACUGGACACCACAUGUAGCUCCCACCAGCUGGGGAACACCCGGAGCCCCCAUGGCCGGGGCCGCCCCUGGAGCUCCUGGGGCACCUGUGGCUGCUGCACCUGUUGCAGCUAUGGUGCCACCAAUGAGUGCACAGCCUGGUUUUGGCAUGCCUCCAGCAGGAGGGCCUGGGGCUCCUGUGAUGCAGCCAAUGAUGGGGCCGCCUCUGAUGGGACAGCCCAUGAGACCAGUGAGACCUCCCUUCACUGGGGUGGCUGGAGCUGCACCCGGAGCUGCUGCACCAGGAGCACCGCUCUCUCCAGGACCUGCGAGCCAGAGUCCGAAGAAACCCAAGGACCCUUUGGCAGAACUCGACCUCAAGGACUUCUUAUAACGCCCCAGCUGCUUUCUUCUCUGGAGCAGAGCCCUUUCACCUUUUACCUGGUGUCUGGUAACACCUCAGGAUGCCAGCGAUGUUCAGCUACUCAACCUUACAAGAGCCUCUUUUAUCCUCCCCACCCAUCAACACCCCACCCGUCUCCUGUGUGAUGAUGUUGUAGCACAAACUGUGAAAGUGAACCAUAGCAGAUUAUAUAUCUAUGAGGAAAAAAUACAAGUGUGUGCUUAUGUAGAUGUACUAAUCUUUUGUCGAAAGAAAAUCACUCAAAACCCUGACAAAAAAUGACACAAACUAGGUGAGAGAAAGUGACGGCGUACGUGUUUAGAUUUCUUUUUUAGUGAUGAGUUGAAUGGAAGUGCUCUGGUGACCUAAGCCCCACCCACCAGCCGAUACAUGUUCCGCCUCUUUGUUAAGGGGGAGGAGCUCUGUUUGUUUAUCUGUGAUUGGAUGGGAGUGGUAUACAAAGCCCUGAUAGUUUUUCGACUAAAUAUGUCAUGUGUUGUUUACAGACAGGCCCUCUUUGAUGUACAUAGAUAACUCUGGCAAAGAUUAUGUCUCUAUUCUGUAUGUCUGUUGAGAAGAAAUAUUAAUGUGAAUCUGACAUGAAGUUGUAAGAAGUUGUGUGAGUAUCCCUCAAUCUUCUUUUGAAAGUGUUUGGAGACAAAACCGAACACCGCUACACGGUCAUUUUUCUGUAAACUAACUUCUAUGGGCUUCUGAAUCCCACCAGACCAGGAAGUGAUCCCUUUUAUUUGUUUCUUUUUUCGACUCACAGCUCAGUUUUCUAUGCUUCUUUUUGGUCUUUUGUCCGAUGUUAUCUAUCUGUAUGGUUUCUCCCUUAAAUCUGCUGUUGAUAUUUGCUGGCAAUGCUAUUAAAGGACAUAUCUUCAAACUUUCUUCCAUAAAAAACCCUUCAGUUAUGUAUCACAGAGGUAUACUCCAACGGUCCCUCAGUAUAACUGUACAAGUGUCUACCUGCAGUUCUGACACUUCCCACGUGGUUUUGUCUGUUGCCUGUGCUUUCAUUGUAAUUAUGACCAGGUCAGAAUGGUUCUUUCUGUAUUUAGAGUAAGCUUUUUUUUUUAUUGUUGUACCAAAUCCUGUGUUCAGACUGGUCAAACCAAAACUAAAAUGUCAUGAUGAUAUAAGGUUUAGCUUGAUGACUCAGAAUUCAAAGUUAAGAUCUGGAAAAUAUUAAAGGUACCCUGUACAGAUUUUUUUUUGUAAUCAAAGUUUUUUUACAUUCCCCUUUUUCUUACUAUUGAAGAUGUGAGUGUGUCCUCUAUUGAUUGCAACAUUAAACAUGAGAAGCUGAUUCGCUUUUACAAUGUUUACAAACAGGGGCCUGCUCGUCCUAACAUUGCAUCAUGACGCUGCUUUCUGUCAAAAACUCCACAGGGUACCUUUAAAUUCCAACCUAUUUCCAGUAGUGUUUGUCAGAAUGAGCAAAGAGACUCUGUUUACAUCUGCACUGAAGCUUCAACAAUGAUAUUUGAUGAGAUGAGUUCAUGUUUGCUGUCUGAACAUAUUUCUGUUCAAGUUGUUUAUUUGAUUGUAGCUGACCUUGUGAAUUGAACAGUAUACAUAUUGUAAGUGGCCACGUGGGAGUGAUGUGUACAUCGUGUAAAUCAACAGGAAGCCACAGUCCAUCUAACCAUGGUCUUGUUCCCAAAAUGCACCCUAACAGAAAGCCCCUCUGUUCCUCGAGACUUGCCAUGAAUUCAACAUGUUGAUAUGCAUUUGGACAGCUGUGUAACAACAGAGUCCCCAGUCCUGUGCUGUAAAUCAGACUACUGUAAAGUUUACUCUGUGUUGUCAUUUCUAUGGACUGAAAAGCAAUUUGUUGUGAGAAUAUGUUGUGAUUCAGAGAAAAAAAAGGGAGAUUAUUAACAUUUUUCAUGGCUGAAUUAUUAAAAUUGUAUUUUUGUUUAGUUGUAAAUUCAUUUUAUUUUUUGAUGACCCUCCCCAGUGCAUGUAAGCCCUUUGAGGUGCAAUAAAUUCAAUGAUGGAUUGAACUGC
Molecule: messenger RNA, 4703 nt
Organism: Notolabrus celidotus (New Zealand spotty)
Lineage: Eukaryota; Metazoa; Chordata; Actinopteri; Labriformes; Labridae
Gene: snap91a
Product: synaptosome associated protein 91a
Exons: 28
Coding region: 36-2678 (880 amino acids)
Biological process (GO): clathrin coat assembly; clathrin-dependent endocytosis; synaptic vesicle budding from presynaptic endocytic zone membrane
Cellular component (GO): clathrin-coated pit; synaptic vesicle; clathrin-coated vesicle
Molecular function (GO): SNARE binding; clathrin heavy chain binding; phosphatidylinositol-4,5-bisphosphate binding
Source: RefSeq, a predicted model, not a curated record